Glycine soja is the source of this 2373-nucleotide messenger RNA. Its product is annotated as auxin response factor 18-like. The record is from RefSeq and is a predicted model, not a curated record. Gene Ontology annotation, cellular component: nucleus. Bases 175 to 1956 code for a protein of 593 amino acids. Lineage: Eukaryota; Viridiplantae; Streptophyta; Magnoliopsida; Fabales; Fabaceae. The transcript is spliced from 2 exons. Gene Ontology annotation, molecular function: DNA binding. Gene Ontology annotation, biological process: regulation of DNA-templated transcription; response to hormone.
UCUCUCUCUCUCUCUCUCUCUCUCACUCCCCAUUCUUCCUUUUUCUUCUCUUUCUCUCUCCUUUUUUUCUCAUCCACCACCAAUUCACUUUUCUUCUUCCUUCACAAUAAUCUAACCACCUUUUCUUCUCUGCAUAUCUCACUGAAACAAUCAACCAUUUUCUUCUUUUGAGAUAUGUUUAUGGUUAUGGAUUCAGCAGAAAGGUGCUUAGAUUCUCAACUAUGGCAUGCCUGUGCUGGUGCCAUGGUUCAAAUGCCACCCCUCAACACAAAAGUCUUCUACUUUCCCCAGGGCCACGCUGAACACGCUCAUGGGAAGAGGGUAGAUUUCGCCAAAAACCAAACCCGUGUUCCACCACUCAUCCCUUGCAGACUCUCUGCCAUGAAAUACAUGGCAGACCCUGACACUGACGAGGUGUAUGUCAAAAUGAGGCUCACCCCUUUGAGGGAACAUGAAUUGUUGGAUUCACAAGAUGAUUGUUUCUUGGGGAACAGUGCUGGUGGAGGAGGAGUUGAUCAGGGUCAAGAGAAGCCUCCAACUUCUUUUGCCAAGACACUCACACAAUCUGAUGCAAACAAUGGUGGAGGCUUUUCUGUGCCUCGUUACUGUGCUGAAACCAUUUUCCCAAGGUUGGAUUAUUCUGCUGAGCCUCCUGUUCAGACCAUCAUUGCUAAGGAUAUGCAUGGACAGUGCUGGAAGUUCAGGCAUAUCUAUAGAGGGACACCAAGGAGGCAUCUUUUGACCACUGGAUGGAGCAAUUUCGUGAACCAGAAGAGGCUUGUUGCUGGCGACUCUAUUGUGUUUCUGAGGGCAGAAAAUGGGGAUCUUUGUGUUGGGAUAAGGCGGGCUAAGAAGGGGAUUGGUGGAGGGACUGAGUUCUCUUCUGGUGGAUGGAAUAACCCUCUCUUUGGUGGUGGCUUCUUGUGUGGGAGUGAGAGCAAUUUGAUGAGUGGUGGUGAUCAUGAGAUGUUGGUGGGAAGAGUGGCUGCUGAAUCUGUUGUUGAGGCUGUGACUUGUGCUGUUAAUGGAAGGCCCUUUGAGGUUGUGUACUAUCCAAGGGCUAGUUCGCCAGAGUUUUGUGUUAAGGCUUCUGUUGUGAAGGCUGCAAUGCAAAUUCAGUGGUGUUCUGGGAUGAGAUUCAAAAUGCCCUUUGAGACUGAGGAUUCUUCUAGGAUCAGCUGGUUCAUGGGAACCAUUUCUUCUGUUCAAGUUGCAGAUCCCAUCCUUUGGCCUGAUUCUCCAUGGCGUCUUCUGCAGGUGGUGUGGGAUGAGCCAGAUUUACUUCAAAAUGUGAAGUGUGUAAACCCGUGGCUGGUUGAACUAGUCUCAAACAUGCCUACAUUCAAUCUCUCUGCAUACUCACCUCCUAGAAAGAAACAACGUUUUCUACAGGACCCUUAUUUUCAAGUCAUCAACCAACUCCCAAUGCCUUCAUUCUCUAGCAACCUUCUCAAUUACACCAACUCUAUUUGUACCAUUGAAGAUAACAAUAGUUCUGGAGGCAUACAGGGAGCCAGGCAUCCUCAAUUUGGACUAUCUCCUUCUGAUUUUCCCUUCAACAAGCUCCCAGCAGACAUGCUUCUAGGUGGUUUCUCAAGGCUUGACCAUGCAGCAGCACAACCUAUUAUGCCUCAUUGUGGAACCUUUAAGAACAACACCACUACUAAGGCCAAUGUUGACAUUUCUUGCUUGUUGACUGUGGGAAAUCCUGGCCAGAAUUUCAAGGAAUCCAAUGAAACAAAAGCACCUCACAUCUUGUUAUUUGGAAAACUCAUUCACACUGAGCAGAAGAGCUCAAACACUACUAGCUCUGCUAGUACUAAUGGUAAUAGUGUAUCUGAGGGGAAUUCACUCAAGACAUCUAAUGCUUCUGAUGGAGGAUCUCCCUGGUACAAGGAACAACACAAGUCUGAUCUUGGAAAUGACAAUGUUAACACAUUGUGUAUUGCUUUAUAACAAAUGAACCUAUUUUCAGUUGCUGUGCCAGUGAGUCUUGGAGACAUCAAUGCGGCUAACCAUUCUUAUAACAGAUUUCAGUAGCUGUAGUGUUGUUGCCUUUGUUGUAUAGGUGUUGCUUUUCCUUCGGCAUAAAUUGUACUUUGGUGCAAGUUAACAAAAAUAUUCCCCGUUUAAUUCAGAAACAGAUUUUAUGACAUAAAUAACUAUUAUGGAUUGUUUGUUAAAACUGAGUAACCGUUUUGAUGAACUAAAGGGGCAAUAUUUUCGUUAACUUGCACUUGACUGAAGUUUUCUCUCCUAGCUAGUACUAUAUUUCCUUAUUUUGAGGGAGAAUCCCUCUUCCAAUUAUGGGAUGAUAUAACUCAUGAGUUUCUAUCAAGGAAUGCUUGUCUUUAUUCUUGAUUUAAUAUUCAA